AUGGCAUUGUUUGUUAUCGUUGUCUUCGAGGCAGUCCCGCCCAAAGUUCGGCAAACUUGUCAAGAGACCUUUGGGAUGCACGCACGAUGGCAUCGUCUUUUUCGGUGGUUGCUUAUGAUCCAUCGCAUGCUCUACUGCUACCACAGGGGCAUUAAACUGGCGCAGUCUGAUGUUCAGAAACACGAGAAACGCAGCCUAGUGUUUCCCAUUUCUUACGCUGCAAUAAACACCGUACGGAGAAUCCAGCGUGUGUAUUCCGAUCAGGGCAUCAAAAGGUCGACUGUCGAUUGCGCCGCCUAUCUGCUUCAGUCCAAAGUGAAACCCUCCCGACCCUCUCUGCUGGGUGGCCCUUGUCCGGCCGAAUCCCAACCUUUGGGGGAGAGCCAGCCCUCAGAGGCUCAGCCAACCGAAGAUGGGGGAAGAGGAGAGGAAGACAACGGACGGGACUGCUGCAACGCACCACCCGCCCACUCUCUCUUUUUCUCUUUCCCCAUCUCCUUCGCUUCUUCCCACCUCACACACCAACCAAGGUCGGUCCACGGUACCACCAGCGGUCUGGAGUCUGCACAUCUGCACGGCGGCAGCAAGACAAAUGGAUUAGGUAUCGAGGCUUCGGUCGAGCAUCUAGUGGAGGGUCAAGCAUCCAGCUGCGGAUACGUACCUUCCAGCGUGGGAUUACCAGCCACGGACGACCCAAACAAUGUCGCCGGCUGCUCACACUUGCCAGAGACAUUGCCCAAGGCCCCAAAGAUCCUCCACUCUCAUUGGGAGGUUAGAGCCCCGGGAUGCAUGACGGACAACGAGGCAGUGGCCCUCUGCUCUCCCGCUGCUGUAGAGAAGGCAAGGGCUGUGAGCCAAAAUGACCAUGGGCCCUUGACCUUCUGGCCUGGAUUCGGAAACGUGGCGGCUGGCACGCUUGGAGGCGAAUCAAGCGACAGACCGCACCCCGAAUGUCACUUUUGUGGACCUGACAAAUUAGGCACCAAGCUGCAGCCCACCUGCCGUGGAAGCUACCACGCUUCUCACCUUCCAUCUCUCACACAGGGCACACCGCAACUGCCCACCUCACACACCAGAGCAGGGAAGGCAGCAUCUUGGGUACGUACUUGGGCAGUCAGCACCUUCAAGGUUCUCUUUGCCUUCCAUCUUGAUGACCAACUUUUCCAUAAGGCGGACAGUCCCUUCCCCAUCACUAACAGCGGGGCAACCGUUUGCCAGUCCGUAACUGACCGAUCUCACCUCCCCACGCCGACGUUUACGCAGAUCUCAGCAGAGGUCUCUCGCCCCAUAUCGUCACUCGUCACUCUCUGCCCCUCCCCCUCCUUCACCCCAGCAUCAUCCCACGUCUUGACUCUUGGCUUCAGUCAUUCAGCAACUCCCCGGUGCCGUGCAUGCGUACGGAGCAUCCGUACGGAUAUCCUGCUCAUGAUCCGUCAGAUCUUGCGACUGCCGGCCGAUGGACUGCUGCUGCUGCGGAGGCGCCAGGUCGAGAUUAAGACCAACUCUCGACUGGGACCAUACGUUCCACACCUUCUAUCCGUACGGCGAAAGCGUGGGAUUUGCUGUGGUACCCGCCCGACCUUGCACCAGCACUGCAUGAAGUGGACGGGCCUCCUGCGCGACCACGCCAGCAGCGCCCCUGGGCCAGACCCUGGAACAAAUGUGUCUCUCAAGUCCCUGGUCUCUGGCUCUCUGCUCCCCGGUUGUGGCACAAAGGCAGAAGCGCUGAAGGCUGAAGCCGGCAUUGACAAGUCGCCCCUGCUGCGGAGGCCAAUCUGCCAGUCCAGUGGAGUCCGUCACCUCGACAGUCAGCCCGGUCAACCAGUCAGUCACCCAGUCCUCCGAUCAACCGUCAUCCCGUCCGCUCGCUCUCUUGCCUUUGGCAGCGCCACGACAGUCACAGCACCGGUACGGAUACAUGGCCAGGGCUCAUCUCAACAAUGUAACGGGCAUUUGUUCCGUUUGCCUACCGUUUCCAUGCCAUCCAAUCGUGCCGGUCACCUAAUGUCCCGCGCAAUGGAACUGAGGACUGCUAUUUUGGUCGCCCAGUCGGCUCUCUACGCUACGGAUACUGGUUGGAUGCUUGCACGCUGUGCAGAGAGGCCAGAGCUGGACGACUGCAGCAGACGUAGGAGCGGCAUCCCCUCCUUUAUCCAGGACUGGUUCCAUAUCGGGACAGGAUUGACACUCAACCUCGAUGUCCUUCUGCCGGGCUCUUGUUUUUCUUCCGAACGAGCUCACAGCACAAUGCCUGCAGCAACUUCGACCUUCGCUGUCACACAGUUCCUGUUGACCCAUCCAAUCCACGCUCGAUGCUCUACACCUACCAACGCCGAAGCUCCUCUGGAAGGAAGGAUUCGAUGGCCGGUUGGACAACCUUCUUCUGUUACUCUUGGUCUCCAGCCUCUGGACCAACCUUCCAGCCUCACCAGCUGUGCCAUCACCAAUCAGUCCCCCGCUAGCUUCCAAACCCUACCAUAUCAACGCCCGCGUGAAACCAAAAGAUCUAGCAGCCAUGGGAAAGGCAAGGGAGGACACACGGACGGUAGACCAACAACAAGGUUGAGGGGGGCAUGGGAAGACAUGGAAAAGCCCCUUCUUCACUGCCACACCGCCAUUUUGGCAUUCAAGGUUGGGCCAGACUCGAUCCAGAUAGGUAGCGGAUUGUGUGCAUCGCUUGCUGCGGCGGCGGAUUAUUCCUCUCGCCUGUCUCACCACCUCACCUCGUUCCCCGGGUUCUACGCCAACCGUCUCAGUGGGGGGACGCUCCGACCACCUCGCCGCCACUCUCUCUCACCGUUCCCAUCUUCCCCUCCCCCUCCUUUGUCCUUUGGGGGGUUGGAGAAGUACGAAGACGAUAGCUGGGAGCUGAAGCUUACCUUGGCUGAGCCACCUCGAUGGACACCAUUAUCUACGGAUACACUAUCGACCUGGCUUGCAACACAUAGGGCUUCCUGCAUCGACGGUAGAGCAUCGAAAAAGCAAAAACAGAGGAGUAGGAAUGCGAACGGUUCGGCGUCGCCAGCGACAGGGCCGGGACAGCACCAUGCCACCUCCAGCACAGCGGUGCCAAUAGUGGUGGGGCAAUCUGCCAAACGGCACAGUGCUUGCUUGGCGGUCUGCUGGUUCAGGGCUAUCAGCAGGUAUAGACGGCAGCGUGAGGUGACUGACUGGCUGGCCUGCUUGCUUGCUUACUUUGGUCGAGGAUGGGCUUUGCUGGCGAGCGAAUCCCGCUCCGCUUCCAUCCGAUGCAUCUCCGGCGCGGAUGCAACAAGACGCAGCAUCUCGCGGCGGUGUCUUGGACUCAAGUGGUUCGCUGUCGGGACUAGACAACAUGCUGCCGCUUCACCUUACCCGGCAGACGUCGAGGGUAAAGACAGGGUCUCCGGGUCCCGAGUGAAUGGCAUUGUUCAGAUUCCCACUAAACAGAAACAGUCGAGGAUCCGCCCCAAGGCCAAGGCUCCAUUCUGUGCCCAUGGGGGAUCGAAGGAGAGAGUUGGCUACUCUGCGACGGAAAAGUAUCAAGCUCUCGGCUCGAUAGUUUUCAAAAGUCUAUCAAGUGACGACGGGAAUCCACCAAGGAAACCGAACACUCACGUGUUGCCUCCUCUACCCGGUCUCCGUGCGGUGACGGGGCUUCCGUCCCACCCCGGCGCAGCACCCGCAAUCCCAUACCCGCGGAUACAAUCCGUCAUCCCGCCCGGACGGUCGCACAAUCAUCCUUACCAGCAAGUGAUUGGCCUGAGAGUUCUGAAUACCUCUCUCCCCAAAGGACCCCCAGGUGGAGAGAGAUACAUAAUGAGGGACGGGUUGCUGGAGAGGCACCUCCCGCAAAUAGGCCUCGGUCUAGGCCUAGGAGCAGCGGCCGCCGCCACCCUCCUCGUCCUCGUCUCCCGAACCACCACCACCACUGCCGCCUCCCCCUCCUACGCAUCCGCCCUCCCGGCCCCGCGUCCGGCGAGGGACAGCCGCAAGACGGCCCGCUCGCCGAAGUGGACGACGACGCGGGACCCGGGCUGCGACGAGCGGUUGCCGUACCCGCCCGACGUGUUCCCCGGCGCGCGGGACGUCACGACGGCGUACGGGAACCUGCGGGUGUACGAGUUUGGGCCGGAGGCGGCGGAGGAGAGAGUCCUUUUGCUGCAUGGUAUCGGGACGCCUUGUCUUGCGUUGGGGGGUAUUGCUGGGGAGUUUGUGGAGAGGGGGUGGAGGGUUAUGACUUUUGACUUCUUCGGCCGCGGCUACUCCGACGCGCCCCUCGACCUCCCCCACGACGCCCGCCUCUACACCACGCAGAUCCUCCUCGCGCUCGCCUCCUCCCCCUCGCCGGGCUGGACCGGCAACGACGCCUUCCACCUGCUGGGGUACUCCCUCGGCGGCGCCGUCGCCGCCGCCUUUUCCUCCACGCACCCGCACCUCGUGCGCUCGCUCAGCCUCGUCGCGCCGGGCGGGCUGGUGCGCAGCGGAGCGCACGUCGGGUGGCGGAGCCGCGUGCUAUACAACGCGGGGUGGAUUCCGGAGUGGGUGAGGAGGUGGGUUGUCGGGCGGAGGUUGAGGCCUGUCAAGGUGGGGGGCGGGGCGGUCGGUGAUGUGCCGGAGAAGGAGACUGUUGAUGAUGACGCGGCGGAGGAGAAGAAGGAGGAGUGGGACGAGCUCAGGCUCGUGGGCGGAGGACGGAUUGGGGAGGUGGUCGGGUGGCAGCUUGCGAGGCACCCUGGGUUCGUGACGAGUUACAUGUCGACGAUCCGGCACGCGCCGAUAUAUGACCGCGGGGACGAGGAGUGGAGGGUUCUGGCGGAGGUGUUGGAGGCGAGGCGGAGCAGCUGUGGUGAUGGUGGUGGUCGGGGAUGGUCGUCGGAGCCCGGGCUGAGAAAGGGGCGGGUGCUCUUCCUGCUCGGCGAGGACGAUGACAUUGUCGUGCUCGGGGAGACGGUGUGGGAUGCGGAGAGAGUGCUCGGAGAGGACGCGGUCGAGGUCGUUGUCCUCGGGGGCGGGCACGAGAUUGCCAUUACCAAGGGGAGGGAGAUUGUGGGUGCCGUCGUUGCUGCGUGGGAGAGGAGGGCGUAG
This is a messenger RNA of Colletotrichum lupini, 5067 nucleotides long. RefSeq lists its product as uncharacterized. The record is from RefSeq and is a predicted model, not a curated record. NCBI's taxonomy places the organism in Eukaryota, Fungi, Ascomycota, Sordariomycetes, Glomerellales, Glomerellaceae. Bases 1 to 5067 code for a protein of 1688 amino acids. The transcript has 24 exons.